Molecule: messenger RNA, 737 nt
Organism: Adelges cooleyi (spruce gall adelgid)
Lineage: Eukaryota; Metazoa; Arthropoda; Insecta; Hemiptera; Adelgidae
Exons: 12
Coding region: 83-607 (174 amino acids)
Source: RefSeq, a predicted model, not a curated record
CACUAAUCCACAUUGAAUAUACUUAUUCGUUUUGUGCACAUUUUAAAAGCUUUUUAGUGUACGUGUAAAAUACACAGAUUUCAUGAUGAAAACGCACAUUUUCUUUAUAACCUUUUCUAUCCUGAUAUUAUUGCAUGGGCAUGAUGUGGUAUGUCCGUUUGUGACAUUUGUGCCAAAUAUUCUAGUAGCAGGCGACGUAGUUGGUGUAAAUUACAAACAAAGCGAUCUAAACUCAAAACAAUAUCUUAUGAUUAUUGAAACAAAUUCAGAACAAGAUCUGAUAGCUACUAGAGAUUAUGAAAUGCUGUUAAAAGGAGAAAUCGUUGAACAUCUUAGUAUACGUAAUUCUGAUUACUUGAAAAAAGUUAAGAAACUUAUCGAAGAUAAAUUAUUGGAGGAAUCGACACUAGAUUAUGCUAAAAACCGUCUCUUGGUUUUAAGUGACGAUGACUUCCAUACAAAAAAAGCUUCUGAUAACUUGGACAAUGUUAAGCAGUUUGUUGAAGGUAAAUCGAAACAAGCUUUUGCUGAAGGACGUCAUGCUGCAGCAAAAAGCCCCAAAGAAACUUCUGUAAGAACGAGUAAGGAAUGGGAAAUAUUUGAAUGAAAUAAACACUCUGAGUAGUUUGUCACAUUUUUUUUCUUUAAAAAAUAUUACCUAAACAUGAUUGAUGUAUGUUACAUAAUUUUUUCCAAAAGUAAAAUAAAUAAUUAUAAUAUUAUUUAAUCGACGUGAA